AUGCUGCUGGAUGGCCCGUUUCGCGACUCGCACGACUGCGUUCUUGAUGUUUCUGAGCUACUACAGACGAACCAGCGGUUCAGUGCCGGAGGAACUAUCGAGGAGUGGGCCCAAGGUGUCAAGGAGUUCCUGGCCGUGGCAGAAGCUUGUGAUGCUGUAGCGGCACAGGCUCUUGUGCGACAACAAGGGGAUAUGUGCGCAUGCUUGCGUCUCCUGUUGCUCGCCGAUUGCCUCACGGCCCCGUCAAUUGAGCAGAUCUGCGCUGACGAGGCUUGUCAGCGCAUGCAGCACGAGGUGUUGCAUGACCCCAAGCCCGACCGCGAUGCGUUGAUUUGUGCGUUGCCCUGGGAGCUUAUGCAGCGCCUAUUGAAUUGGCUGGCAUUCAAAGCAUGA
Molecule: messenger RNA, 393 nt
Organism: Symbiodinium necroappetens
Lineage: Eukaryota; Dinophyceae; Suessiales; Symbiodiniaceae
Source: the annotation of a GenBank genome assembly